AUGCCCCUCUACGAUGUCGAGCACAUAACGCCACUCGACCUCCUCCAACAGACCGGUCUCGCCCAGGCACUCACCAAUCUCCACGCCAACCGCUUCAAAACGCCCAAAUGUUUCGUCAACGUCCGAUACACCGACGCCAGUGACCAGGUCGUCUUCCGUGGCGGGAGGCGAGUCAAGUACAACCGUAUCAUCCUGCGGACUCGACAGGGUGAGACACGUACAAAGGAAAUCUACGACGAGCAUUGCCGGGACAUUAUCAGGCUGUGGGAGGGCGUCGUCGUGGGCAAGGAAGGCGGCCAAACAGGCCAACAACAACGUCUCAGAACGGUAUGGGUCAUGGGUGCAUUGACGACCGCUGUGGAAUGUGGCAUUGCCAGACCCAGUGUAGGCGAAGAAGACCAAUGGCUGGAGGACAAUAUAGACGAAUUCAAAAGGUUGGCGGCAGAAGGGGACGGGGACUUUGUUGAGCUGCUCCAAGAACUUGAUUCGAAAACCGACAAUGGACAAUCGACGACGGUAUCUAGUACUAGUACUAGUACUGCGCCGGUGGUUCAUGAAAUACAGUAG
Messenger RNA from Exophiala xenobiotica, 567 nucleotides. RefSeq lists its product as uncharacterized. The record is from RefSeq and is a predicted model, not a curated record. Bases 1 to 567 code for a protein of 188 amino acids. Lineage: Eukaryota; Fungi; Ascomycota; Eurotiomycetes; Chaetothyriales; Herpotrichiellaceae. The transcript is spliced from 2 exons.